GCGAACUCCCAUCGAUGCGAUACCAGAAAAAAGAGAGAAGCAUGCCCAUGAUGCAGGCCCGACGUGCUCUCGCGCUGCUCCUCCACAUCGUCCCGAUCCUCGCCGCCGCCGCUUCCCCCGACAACGGCACCGACUUCAUCCGCGCCAGCUGCGGGGAGACCCUCUACCCGGACGUCUGCUACAGCUCCCUCUCCUCCUACGCCGGCUCCGUGCAGCAGAGCCCCGGCCAGCUGGCCCGCGCCGCCAUCGCCGUCAGCCUCGCGAGCGCCCAGAAGAUGGCGGCCUACCUCGCCAACCUCUCGCGCACCCACGCCGCCGACCCCGGGGCCGAGCCGCCCGCCGCUUCCGCCGCGCUCCGGGACUGCGUCACCAACAUGGGCGACGCGGUCGGCGAGAUACGCGGCUCGCUGAAGCAGAUGCGGCAGCUCGCCACCGCCGGCGCCGCGAGCCAGGAGGGGUUCAGGUUCCAGAUGAGCAACGUGCAGACGUGGAUGAGCGCCGCCCUGACGGACGAGGACACGUGUACGGACGGGUUCGAGGACGUGCCGGACGGGCCCGUGAAGUCGGACGUCUGCAAUCGGGCCGGGGAGGUGGAGAAGGUGACGAGCAACGCAUUGGCGUUGGUGAACAGCUAUGUGAAUAAGGAGGCACCACCAUGAGUGAGAUAUUGGACAUAUAAUUGUUGUUUUUUAUUUUCCCCAUUAUUUUGCAUCCUUCCCCUUUUUUUUUCACUGUAUGGAUAUGCAUUUUAUAUUGGGUUCAGAAAAUGGA
Eucalyptus grandis is the source of this 771-nucleotide messenger RNA. Its product is annotated as 21 kDa protein. The coding region runs from base 15 to 659 and encodes 214 amino acids. Gene Ontology annotation, molecular function: enzyme inhibitor activity. The transcript has a single exon. Lineage: Eukaryota; Viridiplantae; Streptophyta; Magnoliopsida; Myrtales; Myrtaceae. The record is from RefSeq and is a predicted model, not a curated record. Gene Ontology annotation, biological process: negative regulation of catalytic activity.